AAAAUAUAUACAAAGAGCCUAAGUGAAUAAAACUCGAGGACACUUUUCUUAUUAGUAAUUGACAAGGAGCUUUGUGUUUUUCAUCUAUAUGUAUAUUUUCAGUUUUAUGAUCUGAAACCAAACCAUAAAUUAUGGAUCCCAAUGCUUCUCUUUCUUCGUUUUGCAAUUUGAUUUAAGAAAAUUAAUAUCAGUAAGGGGUUCUACAACUAAAUCUAAUUAGAGACACUAAUCUAAGGGUAAUUAAGGUUUAGUAGGAGUCUAGGAGAUAUGGAGACCUAAUUUGCAAAUACUUCAUUUGCAUAAAUGACUAAUUAUUUAAUAUUGGGAGAAGGCAUAGAAACACAGGUACAACUGCAAACUCUUUCUCGUCCUUCUUUUCACUAUUUUGAUAAAAUUACAACUGCAAACAAAGAACUAAGCUCGAGUACACAAAAGGUUAAUGAAGAGAGACAAUUUGAUCAAGCGAUUCCCAGAAGGAAAAUAAUUAAAAGAAGAGAUGGGAGAUCAUAGAGUUCGGAGCCUAAAGGGCAAAUUUUUUCAGUCAAAAUUUCAAAAAGACACAUCAAAAUGGAAAACUUCCAAAACGGACAAGGUAAGUGUUAGUCCACUUUAGUCCACAUCAUAAGUGUAAGGUAAGAUGGUAAGUUUUCUUUAUAAGGUAAAUAGAGUUUCUUACCUUAUCUAUUAUCUAUUUGCCAGGCUUCGGGAAAGUGCAAGGUAUUACAAGGUAAGUGGAAUUGUUAACCUUGUAAGGUAAGAUCUCAUGUUCACCUUGUAAGGUAAGAUUUCAUGUUUACCUUGUAAUAACUUCGAAAUUCUCGGUUUUAUAUAAAGAGUGUGAGUGUAGGUUUAUUGUUGAAUUUCAUAACUCAAAAUAUUUGUUGAACCUUAUUCAUUUGUUACUUUAAAAUGGAUAAGGUAAAAGUAAAUUUACAUUGAGAUGGUGAAGUUUUGCAUGAUGGGGAUUCAGUGCGAUAUAGUCGGCAUCCAAUCAUUUCCUUUAUCUCUCAAAUAUGAUCGUUUGAAAAGGUUGUUUAGGAGUAAAAUGGGCAUUACUAAUUCGGAAGAUGACAUGGUUAUUUCUGGAUGAUAUCCGAAUUAUUUUACGUCCAACGGAUAACCAAUAUUUGGUGAAACUCCUAUUUGAAAUGAUGAUUCUUUAUCUUUAUUUCUUCGCACCGUUGAAAUCUUUGGUAAUCGCCUUAAUCUACAGACGUUUGACAUGUAUGCAUGUGUGGAACAUUCCCCUAUUGUUGAAGAACCCACGGAUAAUAAAUUUGAUCUUCGAAUUUAAUGAUUGUAGAUUUACACUCACUCAACUCACAGAAAUUGUGAACAACAACGACGACAUACAAGGGGAGUUGGAUAGUGAUGAACCUUUACAAUAUGAAUCGUCAGAUGAUGAUCAAUCUUCUGAUGAUGAAGAUGAUAAUAAUGAUGAAAAUGUUAAUGGAGAGUCUACACUCGUUGGUGUCUAUACUGGCAAUCAUUCUUUCAUAGCAGUUUCAUAUUUGGAUCAUACUGAAGAAAGUCCAGAAGAAUUAAGGUGCAUGGUCAAUGAAGAUUAUUUUCGGACUCCACUUUGAAAUUAAAAUAAUCCUGAACAUAUUAAGUCGGGUUGGUAUUUUAAUACAUAAACUAGUAAA
This is a messenger RNA of Capsicum annuum, 1646 nucleotides long. RefSeq lists its product as uncharacterized. Bases 1068 to 1586 code for a protein of 172 amino acids. The record is from RefSeq and is a predicted model, not a curated record. The transcript has 2 exons. NCBI's taxonomy places the organism in Eukaryota, Viridiplantae, Streptophyta, Magnoliopsida, Solanales, Solanaceae.